GGUACCUGAAGGCAGCAUUCGGCCAUUUUGCCUGAAACUUGCGCCUGCGCAGUCCUGCGUGUCUGACCUUCAUCGGAGUAACCAUGUUCGCCCGGUGCAGCGCGUUGGUCUUCACCCCACAAUGUGGGCAGGUCAGGAACAUGGCUACCUUGAAGGACAUCACCAUUCGGUUGAAGUCCAUCAAGAACAUCCAGAAAAUCACAAAGUCCAUGAAAAUGGUGGCCGCUGCCAAGUAUGCUCGUGCUGAGAGGCAGCUGAAGCCAGCCCGAGUCUACGGCACCGGUGCUCUGGCUCUGUACGAGAAGGCCGACAUCAAAGUGCCAGAGGACAAGGCCGCCAAGCAUUUGAUCAUUGGAGUGACUUCUGACCGUGGACUCUGUGGUGCCAUCCACUCUGGUGUGGCUAAGGCCAUUAAGAGCGAGAUCGCCAACCUGACCAACACUGGCAAGGAGGUGAUGGUGAUCAAUGUGGGAGAUAAGCUGAGAGGCCUGCUGCACAGGACUCAUGGAAAGCACAUCAUGCUGAACUGUAAGGAAGUCGGCCGUAAGCCCCCCAGCUUCGGCGACGCUUCCAUCAUCGCCACGGAGCUGCUCAACUCUGGAUACGAGUUUGACCAGGGCUCCGUCAUCUUCAACAGAUUCAGGUCUGUAAUCUCAUACAAGACGGACCAGAAGCCUGUGUUUUCCACAGACACUGUUGCUAACUCAGAGAACAUGGGCAUCUAUGACGACAUUGAUGCUGAUGUGUUGAGAAACUACCAGGAGUUUGCUCUGGUCAACAUCCUCUACCUGGCCCUGAGGGAGUCCUCCACCAGUGAGCAGAGCGCCAGGAUGACUGCUAUGGACAGCGCCAGCAAGAACGCCUCUGAGAUGAUUGACAAGCUGACCCUCACCUUCAACCGUACCAGACAGGCCGUCAUCACCAAGGAGCUCAUUGAGAUCAUCUCUGGAGCUGCUGCUCUAUAAACGGGCGAGAUCAUCGUUUCCAUUGCCUAUAGCUCCUCAAAGUACUUCGGACAAGUGUUUGUCAAGAGUCUAAUGAACAUUUGUGCUUCUAUUUGUAAAAUAUAUUGAGAAAAUAAAGCUCUUACACAGAACCCUCAUCAGUUCCUCAGUCCCUGUAUCUGUCCUCACAAUAAAACCUGAUGUCUGAGACUGAA
Messenger RNA from Toxotes jaculatrix (banded archerfish), 1159 nucleotides. RefSeq names its product ATP synthase F1 subunit gamma (gene atp5f1c). Gene Ontology annotation, molecular function: proton-transporting ATP synthase activity, rotational mechanism. The transcript is spliced from 9 exons. The record is from RefSeq and is a predicted model, not a curated record. NCBI's taxonomy places the organism in Eukaryota, Metazoa, Chordata, Actinopteri, Toxotidae. Gene Ontology annotation, biological process: proton motive force-driven ATP synthesis. Bases 84 to 965 code for a protein of 293 amino acids.